This is a messenger RNA of Paramecium primaurelia, 5395 nucleotides long. The record is from the annotation of a GenBank genome assembly. Lineage: Eukaryota; Ciliophora; Oligohymenophorea; Peniculida; Parameciidae.
AUGUAUUUGGAUUUAUUGAUGAACACAUGUUCAUUAACAUGCGAUACUAAUUGCUCAACUUGUCUAACAACGACUACACACUGUUUGAGUUGUAAUGUAGAUAUGUAUUUAAAUGAGAUUACAAAUUUAUGUUAAUCUACUUGUGAUUCAAAUUGUUUGACAUGUUAAACUACAACUACUAGAUGUUUAACUUGUUAUGAUAAUUAUUAUCUAAAUUUAUCAACUAAUUCUUGCUAAACUAAUUGUGAUACUAAUUGUUUGACUUGUUUAAUAACUACAACACGAUGCAAAACUUGUAAUUCAGGAAUGUAUUUAAAUAAAUCAAACUAUCAAUGUCAAGCUUCCUGUGAUUCAAAUUGUGAUACUUGUUUUAUAGUAACAACUAACUGUUUAACAUGCCCAACUGGAAGUUACUUAAAUGAAUAAAAUAGUUCAUGCUAACCUUCAUGUAAUUCAAAUUGUGCCACUUGUUAAGCAACAACAACUUAUUGCCUUACAUGUUUUUCAGGAUUUUAACUAGAUUCAGGAUUAAAUAAAUGCAUUGUCAUAUGCGAUUCAAAUUGUGCAUCUUGCAUCAACUCUCCAACAUAUUGUGUUUCUUGUUAUGAUGGAAUGUAUUUAAAUAAAUCCACGAAUGAGUGUUAAAGUGAAUGCGAUACUAAUUGCUUAACAUGCUCAAUUUCAACAACAUUUUGCUAAACCUGUCAUGAUGGAUAUAGUUUAAACUAAUAAAACUUCAUGUGUGAUUUAAUUUGUAUCGAUAAUUGUUUAACUUGCAUCAUAGAUCCAUCACAUUGCACAUCUUGUCUUGAUGAAAUGUAUAUUAACCCUUCAAGUUAUGUUUGUGAAGCAACAUGUGAUAUUAAUUGUGCAACAUGCAAAGAUACAACUACAAAUUGUUAGACAUGCAUUUCUGGGAUGUAUCUAGAUAAUAUCACUGUUAAUGAUAAUGGAGUUUGUUUAGUGUGCAAUCCUCCAUGUGCUAUUUGCUAAUCGCCAUCAUAAGUAGAAAUUUGUUUGGAUUGUUAAUUUCGAUAUUUUUUAGAUAAUACAUCAAAUUGUUAAGCAUGUCAUCCUACUUGUUACAAAUGCACAGGCACUGCAAAUGUUGAAUGUGCUUAAUGUGCUCCUGGAGAGUAUUUAUUAGUAUCAGGAUCUGAUAAAACUUGUCAUUCAUGUAUAUCACCAUGUUAUGAAUGUUCAUCAGAUUCAGUUUGCCUUUCUUGCAUACCAUAAUAUUUUUUAAGUGGAUCUAUUUGUUUGCCAUGUACUCCACCAUGCUUUAACUGUAUUACAACAACAACUACAUGUGUUGAUUGUUUUUUAAUAGAUAAAAGAGGAGUUGUUAAUGAUUUAUGUGUUUGUCUACCUCAUUAUUAUGAUCAAAAUAAUGGUUCUAGUGAGUGUUUAAUUUGUGAUUCUAAUUGUAAGACAUGUAUUGAUACAGCUACUAAAUGUACAAGUUGUGAAGAUGGAUAUUAUUUAGAUAAUAAUAUUUGUUUGAUUUGUGAUAUAUAAUGUGUAACUUGUGUAAAUUAAUCAACAAGUUGUACUUCUUGCAAUACCGAUGUUUAUUUAAGAACUUUAGAUAAUAAUUAAUGUGUUUGCCAAGAUGGUAAGUAUUACUCUAAUGUUCAACUUAUAUGUGAAUUUUGUAUUGAUCCAUGUCUAACAUGUUUGAGUGGAACAGAUAUAAAUGGAAUAAAUUAUGAUGGAAAUUAAUGUAAAUCAUGUGUGGUUGGGAAUAAUCGAAUAUUAAACAAUAUAACUAAUAAAUGUAUUUGUGAUACAGGAUAUUUUGAUGCGGGAUAUUUAAUAUGUUAAGCUUGUGCUUCAUAUUGUGUUUCAUGUAUUGCAAAUGAAUUAGAUUGCGACUAAUGUAAACCAUCUACAUUCAGAGAUCCAGCUAAAAAAUGCUUAUGCUAAGAUGGUUAUUUUGGAACAAGUCUUGUCUGUUAACCCUGCUCUUUUCCAUGCUUCUAAUGUGAAUUGUAAAGCAAUAGAUGUAUAGCUUGCACACCUGAACGUAUACUAAAUGGUAAUACAUGUGAAUGUGAUUUUGGAUAUUAUGAAACUGCUACCAAAGAUUGCUAAACCUGUCAACAUCCUUGUGCUUCAUGUGUCUCUCUUCCAACAUUUUGCUAUAGUUGUGUUGUUGGAUACUAUUAGCCAGUAGGUGAAUUAUCAUGUCUAUCUUGUAAUAUUCCAUGUGAGAAUUGUGCUCCCAACGAUGGUAGUAAAUGUUUAACUUGUAUUCCUACUUAUAAUCGAGAAGUUUAAAAUUAAAUCUGUGUUUGUAAAACAUCUUACUAUCAAAAUAACGACACUUCUCCAUGUUUACCUUGUGCUAAUACAUGUUAUAAUUGUGAAAAUAAUGGAGACGGCACUUAAUGCACUCAAUGUAAAGCAGGGGAUAAUAGAUAUUUAAAUUCAAGUAAGUAAUGUGUUUGUAAUAUUAAUCAUUUUGAAUAAAUCUCAUCAUCAUAGUGUUUAUAAUGUAUACCUCCUUGUUUAUCUUGUAUAAUUUCUUAAACAUCUCCACCAGCAGAUGGUACUCAAUGUCUUACUUGCUAAACAGGAUUAAAUAGAAUAUUUGAUGCUACAAAUAAUAUAUGUCCUUGCAAUGAUGGAUAUUAUGAGACUACUGGAAUAUUAUUGUGUAGUUUGUGCAAAUCUCCUUGUUUAGAAUGCAUAGAUAAUGGUACUGGAUAUGAGUGUACAUCUUGUGUUAUUGGUUCAAAUCGUAUAGUUGUCUCCUAAAUUUGUUAAUGUAUAGAUGGAUACUUUUAAAUUGGUUCAAAUGUUAUUUGUAGCCAAUGUAAUUACACUUGUUAAAAAUGUUAGAAUUUAGCAACAGAAUGCCAUCUUUGUGAUCCUCUAAAACAUCGUAUACCUGUUGGUAAUACUUGUAUUUGUUAAGAUACCUAUUAUGAUAAUAUGACAAAUGAUCAAGAUUGUAAAUCUUGUACAAGUCCAUGUGAAUAAUGCUACACUUAUACAGAUGGGACAAAAUGUAAAACAUGCUUACCUGGACUAAAUAGACAUUUGUUUAAUUAUUAAUGCAUUUGUGAUGAUGGAUAUUUUGAAGAUAAUGGUAUCUGCAAGAUUUGUCAUUUCACAUGUUAAACUUGUAAUAAAUAAUAUUCAUGUCUAACAUGUGAUACAAUUAAAUAUGAUUCACUUGCAUUUAGAAAUGGAUUUGCUUGUGUUUGUAAAUAAGGAUUUGAAAUGAAUUAAUUAGGAUAAUGUGUUUAAUAAUGCCCUAUUGAUUGUGCAACUUGUAAUUUAAACACCUGUUUAACUUGUAAUAGUAACAGAGUUUUAUUAAAUGGAAGAUGUGUAUGUGCUUUACCUGAUAAUACACAUAAUUGCAGAUCUUCUUGCUAAGACAUUAACUUUGGUAAAUUAGCUUCUUCUUUAUCAUCUUUAAGUUCCAAUAAUUUAAUCGAUUGGCUAAAUACAAAUUCACUAUCUCCUGCUACUAUAGUAAUGGAUACUACUAUUGAUUCCUCUAUUUCCUGUUCCCUUUAAAGUUCUUUAUAAUAAGGUAUUAUUUCAACAGAUAAAAAUAAUUACUAAUUAUUACUGUUUAAAUCAGAUCGAAUUCAAAUUGAAUAAAGUCCUUUCGGUGAUUAAGCCUCUUAUUUCCAUUUUAUUAAAGAUAAUACUAGAUAUUUACUCUUUUAAAAAGAUGCUACAAUUUUAAAUUUAAGAAUGAGAUACUAAUUUGCUACAAUUGCAAAUAAUGAAAAUAUUCAAAGUAAUACUGUACCUAAAUCAACUCUAAAUUAAUAAAUAAUAACAUUCAAUAUAGAUGAUUCAUAUACUGUUGUAUUAGUAUUUACUUACAAUAUUAACAAUCCUCCAACAAUUUCAAGUUCUAUUAUAAGUACAAUAUAUUAAUUAAAUAUUGAAUUCAGUUCUGCUUAAUAAGUAAUUUUAUUAACAGAAUUUUAUGUUAGUAGUACUACUUUUAAUGCUGCUACAAAUUCAUAAAUAAUAACUAUAUCAAAUUAUAUUGGUCAAUUAUAUUGGUAAGGUAGAGCAUUUGAAUGCAUCCCAUAUCUUAAAAAUGUUAAAUAAACAUUUUUGGAAAAUCAUCAAUUUUUACUUGAAGCUAUACCAACUAAUUUAUUACCAUUAAAAGUGACUGAUGGAUCCAAUUAUAUUGCUACAGCAUUCUCUUCAAGUAAAUUUACUGCAAAUAGUGCAUUAAUUUAAUUAAAUAAUGUAAAUAUCAAUUAUUAAACAGCUUCUAUAUAAUAUGAUAGUAAUGGAUUUUCAUAUUUUACUGUUUAAUUUCCAGAAAUAUUAGUAUUUGGAUUACAAAUGUAAACAUAAUUUACAUUCAAUCAAUUUACUAUUUAACAUUUUAUUACUAGUGGAUAUUAAAUUAAUAAUUAAUAACUUACUUAUUCAAGUAAUUAUGGUUAAUUUAUUGGAUAUAUGGUUGAUAUUUAUGGUACAACAUCUGUUAAGACAUUAAUAUUUGGUUAUAAUUAAGGACAUACAUUCAAUGUAGUUUAAGAUGCUAAUAAUGUUUUGAUAACAGUGAGUGGAGCUAAUGUAUAAUAAAUUAAUUUUGCAAUUAUGGCCUUUGAUGAUACUAUAAUAAAUAAUUCAUAUCAAACCAUUUUUGAAUAAUACAUUUAAUUGUUAAUAUUAUCAAUUGAAUUAUCUACUAGAACACCUUUACGAUUUAUAAAUCAAUAUUGGAAGUUGUAUCCUUUAUCAAUUACUGGGACAUUUGAAGCAUUAACUGAAUAAAUAGGAGGGUAUUAUAUAAAUACAGGAACAAAUGCAAUAAAUAGUAAAUAUCCUUUUGAUGUUUCACAUAAGAUUAGCACAAAUCUCAAAUAAAAUAUUAUAUAUACUAAUGGAUAUUUAGUAAAUGGAGAUUCUGCCUUUGGUAAAUUAACUAAAUACUUUACAUAAGCUAAUGAUAAAUUUAUUUUAGGAGCAUAAUUAAACAAUAUUCAAUACAUAUCAAUUUCAAUUACUUCAACAGAUACAUUUGUGUCUUGUUCAUAAUCAGAAUAUAUAUAUUAUGAUAUAUAUGCAUAUAUAAGUUAGUGUAAGAGGACUGAAUUCUAAAUAUAUUAAAUAUUUAUUAUAAAUUUGAAUGAAUAUGAUAGCUCUAUUGCAUUAUAACAAAGUAGUACUGAAGUGAAGAUAGCCAAUAUUUAAAAAGUCAGAUAAUUGUAUUAUUUAAUGGUAGUAUCUAAAAGUUCUAAUAAUUUGAAUACUAAUGCAAUAAUAUAGGAUAUCUAUUAAGGAAUAUUAAAAUCGACUGGAUUUUUUGGCUUUGAUUUUUAGUGUUUGACUUACAAUGAUGAUCUAUAAUGUGAUACAUAUAGAAAUGGAUAUAAGACAUCUAUGAGCAAUGAAUUUGAUG